Messenger RNA from Frankliniella occidentalis (western flower thrips), 4009 nucleotides. Its product is annotated as rab-like protein 6. Lineage: Eukaryota; Metazoa; Arthropoda; Insecta; Thysanoptera; Thripidae. The transcript is spliced from 12 exons. Gene Ontology annotation, cellular component: cytosol; nucleus. The record is from RefSeq and is a predicted model, not a curated record. Bases 306 to 2435 code for a protein of 709 amino acids. Gene Ontology annotation, molecular function: GTP binding.
UAGUUUCGAUUGCUGCCGAUAGGGCUGUAGAUUCUGUGGCAGCCCAGCUGUCACUGUUUUCUCCAAGGAAUAAUGGAUCUUAAUUUGCGAAAAUGAGAGGGUAAAGGCAACUCUACUUUGUCAAUACCGAAAUUUUGUCACCAUUAGCUGGUUACUGGUCAGCUGGGUGUCGGAAUCACGCUAUUUCGAUACCAUGUCGGGUACACUCUUUUGUAUAGGUUAAGUUUACUAAUAACUCUUCAAGAAAACUACAUAGAUAGCAGUCAUUAUCAGUUCUGAAGGAGUACUCCCCGACCAAAUUUACAAUGUUUGCCGCCCUCAAGAGAAUGACGGGGAAGGGGGAAACCCCGAUCACCGGAGUAUUACCUGCUGCUCCUCGCCCAGGCCUUCAAUCAAUGGCACAUAAUUUGCAACGCAAGUUUGCACGUGGCGUACAGUACAACAUGAAAAUAAUCAUUAAAGGUGACAGAAAUGUCGGUAAAACUGCCCUGUUCCACCGUUUAAAAGGAGAGAAGUUCAUUGAGGAGUACAAUCCCUCUGAAGAAAUACAGGUUGCAAGUAUUCAGUGGAGCUAUAAGGCCACUGACGACGUUGUCAAAGUUGAAGUUUGGGAUGUUGUUGACCGAGGGAAAAAGAAAAAGCGGAUUGAUGGUUUAAAGCUUGAAAAUGCCGGCCCUGCCAUUGACCUUCCAGAGGAACCAGUUCUAGAUGCGGAAUUCUUAGAUGUGUAUAAAGGUACCAAUGGUGUCAUCAUGGUUUUGGAUAUCACCAAGAAUUGGACGUUUGAAUAUGUUCAGAGGGAACUACCAAAAGUGCCUGCCCACAUCCCUGUCCUUGUUCUAGCCAAUCAUUGUGACAUGUCUCAUCACCGUGUUAUUACACCAGAUCACAUUACUUAUUACAUUGAAAGUCAGCAGAGGCCUGAUGGUUGUGCUCAAAUUCGGUAUGCUGAGUCAUCAAUGAGGAAUGGUUUUGGACUGAAGUACUUGCACAAGUUUCUGAACUUACCUUUUCUCCAACUGCAACGUGAAACACUUCUUGCUCAGCUGGAGACUAAUGCCAAUGAAACAACAGCUACUGCAACAGAACUUGAUGCAUUCCAGGCUGGACCUGAUGCUGACUACAACCAAUUUCUUGAGAACCUUGUGAACAAACGGCGUCAACUGGCCGAGUCUUCAUCUUCUGCUGGGGCUGGGACACAAGCUCAGUCUUUUACGGGCCUAGGUCAUGCCCCUCCUGGCUUAGCCCAUUCAUCCACUAAUCAGCUGCCGGCUCCAGGCAACCUGGGAAAUGAAUCCAACAUGCGACGGAGCUCCUCUGUCCCAGUGGGUCCUAUUGGAGGAGGUCACCCUAUUGGAGGAGGGCACCCUAUUGGAGGUGGACAACCCAUUGGUGGAGGUCAACCUAUUGUUGCAGGACCCUCUCGAAAUUCUGAUCACUCGACAUCAACACCUACAUCACUUAAUACAUCAUCAGUACCAGAGAAACGUGCUGGAGUUGACUCAACAGAUGGUUCUGCUGAAUCUGGAAAGAAGCAGACUGGGCUCAUAUCCAAAAUAUUUGGAAAGAAGGAGCCAACAGAAAAUGAAAAACAGUCCGAUUUAUCUUUUGAAGUGGUACAAAGAGGCUCUGUGGGUAAUGUGAUUAGUGUGGAGGAGUUUGUGCCGGAUGAAGGUGUAUUAGAUCGCUCAUUUUUGGAAGAUUCAACUCCACAAGCUAAUAGCCCGCAAGCCCAACAGUCUGUUGACUCAGACAGUUCCCCCUUUGAACCAAACAGUGAUGCGGAAGCUGAUGGAAAUCCUUUGGUUGCUGGUUUCCAAGAUGACAUUGAUUCAGAUGAAGACCUUACUCAACCAUUGCAAGGUGUGAUAAUUGCAGAUGUGGAAACUGAAAAUGAUCAUGGUGACGAAAUAUCUGCACCUGAUGUGACACCAAGCACACCAAAGUUGCCAUCACCAUUACCUGAGAGAAAACUGUCAACUUCAUCAAGCACUGACAAAAAGUCAGUUCAGGAUGAAGGAUCGCUUGAUGGAGAAGUCUCAAAUAUAACAGGAGAUGCACUUGAUGCAUGGUUGAGUUCAGAUAGUAAAUGGAGGAGGAGCCCAGAAGGUGGGGAGGAUAAUGCCUCCCGAGAUUCAGGAGCCUCUCGUGGGUCAAGGGAGGUGGAAGAUGGACUGACAAACGAUGAAAAAGAUGUUCCACUCACUGCUGAGAAAAAGAAGAAGAUCAAGAAGGACAAAGAAGUGGAUAAGGUUGAGGAGAAGGGGAGUGGAAAGAAGCAUAAGAAAAAAUCCAAGGAGAAGGAAAAAGAUAAAGAAAAAAAGAGAAAGUCAAGUAAAAAAUUGCACUCAGAGGAACGAAGCAGAGAUGAGCUAGAAGAGUUUUUAAAUGGUGCUGCUUCAUCUCCAGUGGAAUCAGCAUAUGAGGCCAUAUAAAUGGCAGCCUAUACUUGAGUAUUUUUUAUCUGUUUGUGCCAUUUCAAUCCAUGUCAAGCUCAAACAUUUUCCAUUUAACAUUCCAGUCAUUAAAAUAUUCUUAGGGAGUGGUUGAUGAUAUGGGUAUGUCAUAGAGGAGGUGUCACAGACUGGUGUUCUUAGAGCAGGUCUAAUUCAUGUUCUGUGGACAGUCAGUAUGUGAUUUCUGCUCUUAAAAAAUUGUGAUGGUUUUUAAUGCUGUAUUUUAUUGAAAUUUAUGUAGGUUCAGAGUACUUAAAAACUUUACUUUUUCAAUUGAAGCUUAAUUACAUAAAACUAUAUAAGUUUCAAGUACUGUCCAGCUAAUUUUUAAAAUUUACAUCAGCUGUCUUUUUUUGUUUGUGCAUGCACAAAAAUUUGAUUUCUCUACUCCAAAAGGUAAAGCAUGCAGGUCUUACAGCUCAUGUACUUACAGAGAAUGGCUUCUAUUUUUGCCAAUCAAUCUAUUAGCAUAAUUGUCAUAACUGUGUGUUUCUCAUUACAUUUAAUAAAUCAAUUACAUUUGCUAAUCAUCAAAAACUAUCUAAAAAUGAUUUUUUAAACUCUCAAGAGGAAACUAAUUUAGACUAGAGCUGGAAACUCUUGACUGAAAAAUUCAAAUUGCUAACAAAUUGUGGGAUUUCCUAAACUUGUUCCUAAUUUAAUGAGUCUUUCCAAGUUGAUCACAGUAUCAUCUUGUCAAAAAGUGAGCUUAGAAAAUUACUUGUACAAUAGCUCAGAAGAGAAACAAUUGAAUUUGGACGUGAUCACUGAGACAAUUGUGGUUUGUUACUUUAUUAUUGUGUUUUUGAGCAGUUUUGGUGAAAAUUUCAGUCAAGCUCUUCUUUGGACAAUGUACUUGUCUUCAAGCUAUACUUCCUAAUAAGUUUUUUGCAAGUCAUUUACAAUGAGUUUCAAGACAUAAAACCUGUGGGAACUGGCUGUGACUAGAAAAUCUCGAUGCAUAGUGAUCUUUAUGGUAAUUACCCCUCAAGGACUGUUAUCGUAACUUAUAAUGAAACAUUUAUUACUGCCAGCACUGCUUGGAAAUUCAAUUGUCAGUGAUGGUUAAUUUAUGUACUUUUGAAAGUUUUAUGUUACUGUUGUCUUGUCUUUUAAUUAGUGCCUUUACAGUAUGUGCAUUUUUUUUUCGUGUUAUACUACGCCUAUUUAUAGACAAAUGAGAUUUUUUUAUAUUGGUUGGUAACUUUUAUUCCAUGUUGCUUAUCAUCAUUCGCUUCAUACUGUGUGUUUGUGCUGUCGAUGGAUAGCUAUGCCAAAGCUCUCACUACAUGAUUUUACCUAUAUGCUUGAUGAGGUUGUUAAUACUGUACUACUCUUUCAUCAGGAGGUUUAAAGAAAUCAAAAAUUAUCUAUCUAACUCCGGUGUAAUUUUCUUGACCAUAGCAAGGAGCUGCAUUGCUUUCUUGGAACUUAUAAAUAUGUAUCUCAUUGCUUGUGAGGUCAAUUUUUCUUAUCUGUGCUACUGAAAUUAUUAAAAAUGAGACUAUGUUUUGUUGGCUGAUAAUCGUCAAUAAACCACAAAUUAUAUUGUU